UUCUUCAUCUCGCGAGUGGUUGACGCCAAAACUUAAUUAGACACCCUAUGCUGAAUGACUUUGGGUAUAAAACAGACCGAUCGCGCCUCACCAGCAGUCAGAGAUUGGAAGGCAAGACAAUAGUGAAUACAGCAAAAUAUCCUCCAAGAGAUACAAAUCGCGAUCAUGAUGUUCAUCAGAGUCCCAGUUUUCUGUGCCAUCUUCUGCGGGUGCUUGUGGAUUGCCAGUGGAUUGCCGGUGAUUGAUCUCACGGGUGGAACUGUGUCCCUGCCCGCGGAGCCAGUCGGUGACGGCGUGAGCAUCCCACAAUCUGAGCUGUCGCUGGCCGAGCUGGUCUCCGAGCAGAACACCACGGAGAAUGGCACACUCAAGGACCUGUACGUGAUCCGGGCCGUUGUCUACGAGAUUGGAAUCCUCACUGAUGUACCUGAAAAUGAGACAGAUACCGCCACAAAUGAUACUGAGUUGAUUAAUGAACGUGUCGAUCUGACCUUCUUCAACGCCCACAAGAAUGACACACACUUGGAUCUGGGCGAGAUCCCGCUGCCGGUGCAGACAAACGUGAGCGGACAGGUGCUGACAGGCAUCGCUCCGGUGAAUCUGGGCUCUGUGGAUGUGGACCAUCCGGAGGAGAUCCUCGAGACACUCCCCAUCACGGGCACCAUCGUGAACAUCACGAGGAGUGAGUCAUCGAUGUUCGUCAUCAACACACAGAACGUGACAUUUGAGCAGUUGAACACGUACCUGGACGAGGACGACCUCACGAAGAUCCCCGUCGUUAGCAAUGUGAUCCCAGCCAUUGAGAACCUUGAGACGUCCAACAACAUACCGCUCUCGGAAGCUCUGAGUGAUCUUCUGUAGAAUCCAACGCCCGCAUCACACGAUCAUCUUCCAUAGCAUAAUUGUUUUUACAUAUAAAAUUAGCGCGUAAUUCUCUCUUAAAGACUGUUAAUAUGUUAAAUGUACUAUGUAAAUUGAUUACAAAGUCAAAUUAUGUACAGAGACAAAUGUAAAUUGUAAAAAAUAAUGAACAGAACAAUUCUU
Molecule: messenger RNA, 1044 nt
Organism: Phlebotomus argentipes
Lineage: Eukaryota; Metazoa; Arthropoda; Insecta; Diptera; Psychodidae
Exons: 2
Coding region: 166-861 (231 amino acids)
Source: RefSeq, a predicted model, not a curated record